Molecule: messenger RNA, 2433 nt
Organism: Cryphonectria parasitica EP155
Lineage: Eukaryota; Fungi; Ascomycota; Sordariomycetes; Diaporthales; Cryphonectriaceae
Exons: 4
Coding region: 1-2433 (810 amino acids)
Biological process (GO): TORC2 signaling
Cellular component (GO): TORC2 complex
Source: RefSeq, a predicted model, not a curated record
AUGCGCCGCGUCGAGUCCUCGUCCAGCGAAGACUCUAUGCCUCUGCAGAUGGUAAAGGCGCGCAGCCCCACACAACAGCACCCGCCAACCCUGCCCUUCACCACGUCGAAUCCCAACUCGAGCACCGCGAGCCUGCAGAACUUCUCCCGACCUACGCCCAGCCCACUCUCCUCCGCCGCGGCUCAGCAGCAGCAGCAGCAGCGUAACCCCUCGCCCCUCAGCAUAAGACCAGGUGGGCACUCCCGCAAACUGUCCCAGACCGCCGGCGUCUUCGAGCCCACCCUCCCCUCCAUCUCGACUUCGAACCUCUCGACACACAUCAGCAUGUCCCAGCAGCAGAAACAGCAGUCGCCGCGUGAGCUCUCGGCCAGCCACAUUGCGGCCCAGGCCGCCGUCCUGAACCACCAGCAGCAGUCGCAGCAGAUGCUCCAGCACUCGCGACAACGCUCCCAGACCGCGCCCAUGCUCACUGAGCACCAGGAGAACCCGCAGCCGCUGAAGCGCAUCAGUGGGCCCUUGAACCCCCCGGCGCUGAGCCUGACGGAAGCGAGCGCGCCGAGAGAGACAGGCUUUGGGGGUCAGUCCUACCACAACGGCCUGCUGGGGAGCAACGCCGCCGCGACGGCUGCCAACGCCGCAUUUCCUCGGUCGGGCCAGACGUCGCCCGUGGCUCAGGUACCACCUAUACAACCUAUGCCCCCACCACCGCCUCCAUCGCCAGAGAAGAAGCCCGAGAAGUCUUCCAAGGUGAAGCUGUUUUCUCGGCCAGGCAAGAUUGGCGUCAAGGGAGAGGCCAAGGACAGACCACUGCCGAGCCCAAGUAAGAUCGGCUCAGCGCUGUCUGCCCUCCAGAGGGGAAACUUCAGCACGACGAGUCUGGACACGACUUCACAGUACUUCUACAACAUGAAUAACGGCUCAUCGGCGACCAUAAGACCUGCAGACGUGGAAAAAGAGGGGAAGGAGAAGAAGCAUCACUUCCUGUCGAGACAGAGGCACAAGACCAAGGACAAGGAUGACUACCACUCCCAGCUGUCGUCUGCUGCGAGCAACUCCCGACCCACAGACCCGAGCGCGCCCAGCAGCCUUUACAACUUCAACCUCCCAUCGAGUCCAGGCCCUAACUCGAGCACGUUUAAGAAUAUCAGUGGGCUCGGACACGCAGGCCGAGCGCGCAAGAAGGACGAGAGCCAGACCCUCAACGAGUCCGUCAGUAGUGUGAACGACUGGGGCGGGCCUGGCAGCCUGGGCUCGGCCGGUAUACCGCUGUAUAUGGAGCCUAUCGACUCUGCCAAGUACGGUCUCAACAGCAUGUCGAUGGACGACGCCUUCCCCUAUCUCAAGUCUAAACUCCUGGUCAUCUUCGAAGGGGAAGACCUGAGGCUACCCGUUGAGGACUUCAACCGGAUAGUGACGCUGCACCUGCAGUACUGUAUACAGCGCAGAUCGCCCAAUCAGGUGGUGGAUGACCUCCGGGACCUGCUAUGGACUGGCUUCUCGAGUCUUGACCACAACCUGCGCAAACACUCGGAGGACCGGCUUGUCCCUAAUCUGGUCGACCUCUGGAUCCAUGUCUUCACGGGCGUGCUGCCAUACAUGCAAGCAGUCUUCCUGCCGCUGGAUCUCGAGUUCAACGGGAAUGGCACCCUCAUGACGCCUGAUCAGGCGAGAGAGUUCUGGGGCGGUGUGGUGACCAACCCGCCAUCAGAUACAGCAACCGGCACCGUCAGUGUAGCCCCAGCAUCGGCCGUGUUAGAAGUCCGCCGUAUCGUGCUUACCGCCUACCGGGACGUGGUCAUCCUGCCUCGCUACGAGAAGCUCAAGGCUAUCUUCUCCCGCCUAUCUCUCGAGUUUCUCCCCAUGGCACUCGCCAGCCCUCUCCCCAUCGACUACUUGUCCACGUCGCCAAGUGCCGAGUCUGCCGCCAGCUUCUCCUUCCCGCCGCCGCCGCUACAGCGUCCCGGCACAGCCGCGUCUCUUGACCCGUCGACGGCGAGCUACAACUCGACGUCCACGACGCUGCUAGGCGACAUGGCAGGUGGGCGCAGCCGUGGGCUGAGCAAUGUGUCCUUUGCUAGCAGCGGCGCGCACAGCACAGGGACGGACUCGCUGCGCCCGCCCAAGCUCGCCUCGGCGGCCAACAGCAGCACCAUGCUGGCCUCUGUCUCGGCGUCCCUCGCGGGCUCGAGCCUGCGGGAGCAGAAUGUCGAGGACUCCAAGUACGUCACGGACAUGGUGGGCCGCAUGCUGCAGUGCAUGAGCGUGCUGGCCGGGGCGACGGGGAGCGGGGGCGGCGACGACGGCACGCGGAUGGUGGAGGAGCUGAGCCGGCUGCUGAAGCUCAACUGGCUCGGGCGGGGCAGGACGGGCCGGAACAGGCGGGGGAUCGUGGGCGGGCGCGUUGCGAGACGGGAGGGGGAAUGGGAUUGGUGA